AUGAACACCUGGGUCCGGGGCCGAAGGAGCGAGCACAGCCUGGGAGCCGAGCGGGAGCACUUCGAUAAGCAACAGCUGAGCAGUAUCAGCAAAGCCAUCAACUCCACCGAGACGCCCGUCAAGGAGAAGCAUGCUCGCCGCAUCAUCUUGGGCACUCACAGAGAGAAGGGGGCCUACACCUUCUGGUCCUACUCCCUGGGCUUCCCUCUGGCCGGCAGCUCCAUCCUCAGCUGGAAGUUCUGCCAUGUGCUCCACAAAGUGCUGAGAGACGGGCACCGCAAUGUUCUACAAGACUGCAUGAGGCACCACGGCAGCCUGGUGGAGGUUGGGAAAAUGUGGGCCCAUCUUCACGACAAAUAUGGCCAGCUCGUUGGCCUUUACACAAAGCUGCUCUGCACCAAAAUGGAGUUUCACACAAAGCAUCACACCAUCCCCCCAAACCUCGAGAUCACAGACGAGGACUUGGAGCGCGCCGCUGGCUCAGAUAUAAACAAUGUGUUCCAGCUCACUGUGGAGGUGUUUGAUUACAUGGACGGGGAGCUGCGUUUGGCCGAUACAGUUAUUCGACAGCUGAACACGUCCAUCGCCAUCUCCAGCCUGACUUCAGGCCAGUGCCGUCUGUCUCCCCUGGUGCAGGUGAUCCAGGACAGCAGCCAGCUCUACCACUUCACCGUCAAGCUCCUCUUCAAGCUGCACGCAUGUCUCCCCGCUGACACUCUCCAAGGACACCGGGAUCGCUUCCACGACCAGUUCCACAAACUAAAAAGCUUCUUCAACAAAGCCCGAGACAUGAUUUACUUCAAGAGACUAAUCCAGAUUCCUCGGUUACCAGAUACGCCUCCAAACUUCCUGCACGCUGCGUCUCUGGCCAAACACAAGAAGCUGGUCGUGGUGAUGGCCGACCAGGACGAGCAGGUGGACGAUGACGACGACGAUCCCGAGCCGCUGAUUGACGUGGAGAGUAGCCCCGCCCCCGUGGCUCAGGCCCCACAGCCGUCUGUGGACAUCUUUGACCAGGCGUUCGGCCCUCCUAAUGGAGCCUUCGAUGACAGAGACCUGCAAAUAGAUAGUUUGAAGAGGGACCUGGAGCUGUUGAGAGCAGAGUUGGAAAGAGUCAAGGCAGAGGCCCAGCACUACAUCACUCAGCUCAAAUCUCAGAUCAACAGUUUAGAGGCUGAGCUGGAGGAGCAGAGAUUGCAGAAGCAGAGGGCGCUGCUGGAAAACGAACAGCUGCGGAUGGAACUGGAAGCAACACGCCGAAGGAACGCGGAGCACGAAGGCCUACAGUCCACCUUCCUGGAAGCAGAGAAACGAUCCCAGGCCUCUGAGCAGCGCUACAACAUGCUGAAAGACAAGCACACAGAGCUGGUGGCCAGUCACGCAGAGCUGCUGCGAAGGAGCGCAGACACCAUGAAGAUGCUGUCGACGACGCAGCAGACUCAGGACGAGGUGGAGCGAACCAAGCAGCAGCUGUCCUUCGAGAUCGACCGCAUCCGACAAGAGGCCGACAUGAAGAUGGAGGAGCAGAAGUUUGAGAUGGAGAAGCUGCGGCGGGAGCUGGAGGAGAAGAGGACAGAGAUGAUGCGCAUCAACUCCACGCUUCAGACCUCAGAGCAGGCCUCUGUGCAGAUGAACAGCUCCAUGUCAGCUCUGCAGGCGGAGAAAGAGCGGCUGAUGCGCUCGGUGAGUGAGCGGGAGGCCGAGCUGUCGUCGCUGCGUCAGUCCUCUCAGCUGCAGCAGUCGUCUCUGCAGCAGGAGCGGGACAAGAGCAGCCGCGAGCUGGGGGAGCUGCAGACCAAACUGCAACAGAAGACGACUCAGGAGGAGCAGCUGAAGCAGAAGCUGUUGGAGGAGCAGUUCGCUCUUCUGCAGGGAACCGUGACGGAGGCAGAGAACAUCAUCCAGGACGCUGUGGCCAAGAUCGACGACCCUCUGCACAUCCGCUGCACCAGCUCCCCAGAUUACCUGAUCAGUCGAGCGGAGGCGGCGCUGAGUUCCAUCGAGAACAUGAAGAAAGGCCAUGCAGACUACAUCAGGAACAUGAACGAUGCUGGAGGACUGCUGAGAGCGCUCACACAGUUCUCACACUUGGCUGCAGACACGAUCGUGAACGGCAGCGCCACAGCUCACAUGGCGCCCACCGAUCACGCAGACCGACUGACGGACAACUGCAGAGGAUGUGCCACUCAGAGUCUUCAGUAUCUGAAGGACCUAAAAACCAAAGUGUCGCUCCAGAAAGCCGACCCGGCCGCUGUUCGACUCAUCAUCCAGAAGAUCCUGCACCUCGGACAGGAGCUGCGUCCCAAAGGCAUGGACGUGCGGCAGGACGAGCUGGGGGACAUGGUGGACAAAGAGAUGGCGUCGACGUCGGCCGCUAUCGAAGAGGCGGUGCGCAGGAUCGAUGAAAUGAUGAAUCAGGCCAGAAAAGACACGUCCGGCGUCAAACUGGAGGUCAAUGAAAGAAUUCUAAACAGCUGCACAGACUUGAUGAAGGCCAUUCGUAUGCUGGUGGUGGCCUCUACAGAUCUGCAGAAGGAGAUAGUGGAGGGUGGAAGGGGAGCUGCGUCCAUAAAAGAAUUCUACGCCCGUAACUCUCGCUGGACAGAGGGGCUCAUCUCUGCAGCCAAAGCCGUGGGCUGGGGCGCCACGGAGCUCGUGGACUCCGCAGACAAAGUGGUGCUGCACACGGGCAAAUACGAAGAGCUCAUCGUGUGUUCCCAUGAGAUCGCAGCCAGUACCGCGCAGCUGGUGGCCGCCUCCAAGGUGAAAGCAGACCGCAGCAGUAAGCGCCUGGCCACGCUGCAGCAGGCCUCGCGAUGCGUCAACGAGAUGGCAGCCAACGUGGUGGCCUCGACCCGGACAGGAAAGGAGAACCUGGCGGAGAAAGACACCAUGGACUUCUCAGGGAUGUCUCUCAUUAAGCUGAAGAAGGAGGAGAUGGAGUCGCAGGUGAAAGUGCUGGAGCUGCAGUCUCUGCUGGAGAACGAGCGCCUGCGUCUGGGAGAGCUGAGGAAGAAGCACUACGAGGUGGUGGGAGUUCCACUGGACAAGGUCGCUGAGGGAAACGGACUGGCCCCAAUCCUGGCCCCAACCCUGGCCCCAACCCUGGCCCCAAACCUGGCCCAAAACCUCGCCCCAAACCUCGCCCCAGGGUCCCCCAAGCUGUCCAAACCUGUGAUAAUGAGGAAGCCCGCACUGGCACAGAAACCCAGCGUCCCAUCCAAGAAUGUAUUCAAAUGA
Molecule: messenger RNA, 3240 nt
Organism: Knipowitschia caucasica
Lineage: Eukaryota; Metazoa; Chordata; Actinopteri; Gobiiformes; Gobiidae
Source: the annotation of a GenBank genome assembly